Messenger RNA from Spodoptera exigua (beet armyworm), 1356 nucleotides. The record is from the annotation of a GenBank genome assembly. NCBI's taxonomy places the organism in Eukaryota, Metazoa, Arthropoda, Insecta, Lepidoptera, Noctuidae.
CGAAUUCCUUAGCCAGAAAUCUUGACAACAAAUUCGCAAUUCUUAACUAACUUCAUAUCAUUACAAGUAAAUCUGAAACAUGGCGACUGGCGUGAAGUUUUAUAACGCUGAAUUAAACGAUUUUAUUGCAAAAAAACAGACAACUCACCCUGAAUUGUCUGCAGAAUGGCUUAAAUUAGAAGAACUUUACAACAAAAAAUUAUGGCACCAGCUUACCCUGAAAGUCCAGGACCUAGUGGAAAAGCCCACUAUGCAGACUGGAGACAACCUGAUCACCUUAUACACUAAUUUUGUUAGCUAUUUUGAAAAUAAAAUAAACCCCCUCUCCCUGGUGGAGAUCAUAGCCCAUGUGGUGAAGCAAUACACCAAUAAGAAGGAAGCCAUCGCCUUCUUGGAGAAGAUUGAGGGCAAAGUCAAGGCUAAUGAUGAAGCUCUUGCACUAUGCAAGGUCCUCCAAGGUCAGAUAUACUUAGAACAGCUGAACGACCUGGAUGCCACCGAGAAGAUCAUUGAACAGCUGGAGGGCAGCCUCGAAGACGCUGAUGGAGUCACACCCGUGCAUGGCAGGUUUUACAAGCUCGCUUCUGAGUAUUACAGAGUCCGAGGUCCCAUGGCGAAGUACUACCGCUCGGCGCUGCGCUACGUGGGCUGCGCGGGCGGGGGCGCAGGCCUAGCGCCGGAGGAGCGCCGCGCCACCGCACUCCGUCUCGCCCUCGCUGCAGUUAUAGCACCCAAUGUUUAUGACCUUGGGGAGUUGCUAGCUCACCCGAUCCUGGAGUCCCUGCAAGGUACUCCGGACGCGUGGGCCUGCGAGUUGGUGAAGGCAGUAGCGUCGGGCGACGUGGCCCUCUUCGAGAAGGUCCGCGCCUCCGCCCACCAUCCCGACCUCGCGCGCACCGACAGACAACUGCGCCAGAAGAUAGCUAUCUUAUGCUUGAUGGAGAUGGCCUUCAACCGCACGUCAGCUCAGCGCAAGUUGACCUUCGCAGAGAUCGCCCGGGAAGCCAGGGUGCCCAUAGACGAGGUGGAAUUGCUGGUGAUGAAGGCCCUCGCUGAGAAACUCAUUAGAGGACAUAUUGAUCAGGUGAACAGUACAGCGCACAUUGGCUGGGUGCGUCCCAGGGCUCUGCCCCGCGCGGGGGCGGCGGCGCUGGCGGCGCGGCUCGAUGCCUGGUGCGUCGCCGUCGCGGGGGCCGCUGACCUGCUCGCUGGGGCUGCGCCCGACCUACUCACUGCAUAGCAUUCAGAUCAACAGGCACCUGGUUCAACAGAGGGCGCUGCAGGCGAGUGAACGAAUGUAUUUGUCAAAUCUUCCUCCCAACUAAUAUUUACAGUAACAAUAAACGUUAAUUCUAA